CAGGAUAAUUAAGACUGACGGUCUUCCUGUGGCGAAAUCAUAAGUGCUCGAGGGAGUCCAAUAACAGAGAAAUGGCACAGGUCAAACAUGAAAACGCACGUCAACUCUGCAAAACCUAAUGGGCUUGGACGUUCUCAAAACAUCGAUAUUUAAAGUUGUUUAGAGAGUCAUGUCCUCUUUGAUUGAUCAUGUUAAUGUUCAAUUAAUGUUAACAUUAUAUAAAGCUACUGGACUAGGAUGUUACAUUUUGAUCCUAUGAUCAGAUCAAACUAAUGGAACUCAGUAGAAGAUCACUUACAACAGUAUUGAUUGCUUUAAGUUCUAUCAUCCUACAUGAGAACUAUGGUAAAAAAGUGUCCCGUGCUUUGAUUAAGGAAAGAAGCACUAUCUCAAGUCAACUGCAGAAUUCAAAUGAACAAUUGAGUGCAUUAGACCCCUGUGGAAGGCCUAUUCAUCCUAAAAAUGAGUCAGAUUGUAAAUCAAAGACAUUCAGUAAAGAACAAUAUCCUAAUUGUCAUUCCUUUGCUGGAAAACCAUCCAGAGUAAUAGUAAAGCAAAUAUUUAAACAUGGAAGACAGCCAGGGAUAAUUGUUGAAUUUAACCCACCCUCAACUGGUUUUAAAGACUUAUGGGCCUUUCGAGUUCGACUUAUUGACCUUACAUUAAACCAUCCCAAUGUGAACACUCAAUGCAAGCAAAUCAACUCAAAGAUGAGAGACAAGUUUGUUGUUCACUUUGAGAAUCUUGGUUAUGGCGAUCACUAUAAUUUAAGAGUGCAAAGCAUGCCACCUGAUGGUGACAAAAGUACAGUCAGUCAUGACAUCUUCAUUCAGGAACAAUGCGACAUCCUGCAAUUUCAAAAAACCAAACACUGCUGUCUGUUUUCCAGUGUUUCAUCCAAUAAAAAAGAUUAUAAAAUAAAUGAAAACAAGGCAGUUGUUACCAUCAAUAUUACAUGGCAGUUAACAUGUGAGUCAAUACAACAGUUUAAACUAAAAUGGAAUACUGAUGACUCUGAUUGCAAUGGUAGUGCUGAAGUAAAGGGAAAACAUUUUUACUCUUUAAAGUUGCUUGAAAGAUGUGUUAAAAACCACAACUACACAGGAGAGAUUUAUGGCGUUAUAUCUGACCAAGAAAAGACAAACACAGAACAGUUUUGGUUUACUGUGACAAUGAAAUCUCCAUCAUCCACAUGUCAAGCUCCAACCUCAGGACAGCAAACAUCAUUGAAACAUAUGGAAAUGAUCGCUGCUUUUAGCAGUGUAGGGGCAGUACUUGGUAUAAUUCUGCUGGUGAUGCUACUUAAGUUUUACAAAUUCAGAGCAAGACCAAUAAUACGGAUCAAUGAACGACGUCAGCCCAUGUCUGAAGCUAGAGAUGACAAAAGUUUGUCAGAUCCCGUUAAAGUCCUUAUCAUUUAUGCAAGCUGCUGUAUGCCAUGUAAGAAAGUUAUUUACAGUUUAUGGGAUGCUCUUGACAGUACAUGUCUUUUUGACAUACGGCUAGAUAUGCUAAACGAACCGCAGUUGAACGAGAACCCAUUGAGAUGGUACGAAACGCAAAUCAAAGAAGCUGAAAAGAUCUUAGUGAUGACAUCGCACGAGAUGUUGAUGUCCGACUUAAAUCUCGGUUCAAACCAGAACAACCUUUCAGACUAUGUCAACAUUCAGUUUCAACUAAAUUUACUAAGAGGUGAAGUAAGCAACACAACUGACAUCUCCAAAUUUGUUCCUGUCUACAACACCUAUAAUGGCAACAGACAUGACAUCCCCAGAUUCUUAUCAAUGUGCAGGGCAUACAAGCUACCAACAGAACUUGAUAAAAUUAUGUUUCAUUUGCUAAGGAUUAAUUCAAUUCGAAUACAUUCAAGAACACCUAUUGUACAGAUUAGUUCUGAAAAUCAUCCAUUCCUAACAAAAAAGGAUGAACUGAUAAAAGCUAUUGAUGAUGCUGCAAGUUUUCAUCAGCAUAUUUCUUGUACACAACUUUCUGAAUUUGUGUAGAACCGUCUCACCAAUGUACAAAAAAUAUAUAAAUCCAUAAUAAAGGCUAUCAUCAAAA
Molecule: messenger RNA, 2061 nt
Organism: Exaiptasia diaphana
Lineage: Eukaryota; Metazoa; Cnidaria; Anthozoa; Actiniaria; Aiptasiidae
Exons: 13
Coding region: 273-2003 (576 amino acids)
Molecular function (GO): interleukin-17 receptor activity
Source: RefSeq, a predicted model, not a curated record